Molecule: messenger RNA, 1370 nt
Organism: Hyaloscypha bicolor E
Lineage: Eukaryota; Fungi; Ascomycota; Leotiomycetes; Helotiales; Hyaloscyphaceae
Product: glycoside hydrolase family 5 protein
Exons: 4
Coding region: 16-1308 (430 amino acids)
Molecular function (GO): hydrolase activity, hydrolyzing O-glycosyl compounds
Source: RefSeq, a predicted model, not a curated record
CGAUAGUGGUUAACGAUGGGGUCGUCGCCCUCCAAAGCUCUCACGGGGCUUCUCUGUACGGUUUCAAUAAAAUGCCCACGGCUAGCAUCCGCUGCUGGGAUUGCCACAACUCAGUCGUUUCAACCACUGCCAUUUUCCAACAGCGAUCGAUGGAUUGUUGAUGCGAAUGGCAAAAAUGUUCCUGUUGUUGGCAUCAACUGGCCUGGAGCGGCAGAAACUAUGCUUCCGGAAGGACUUGGCUACCAAUCCAUAGCCAACAUUGUACAGAAACUCACGGAAACUGGUUUCAACACUGUGCGUCUUACUUUCGCCAUUGAGAUGGUUGACGACAUUUUGGAUAACGGCGGAGACGUUACCCUGAGCGGCACUUUGACACGGGCUUUGGGAUCGGCGAAUGGGUCGGCGAUGUUGUCGAAAAUUAUAAGUAAUAAUCCUCAGUUUACUGCUACAAUGACGAGGUUAGAGGUGUUUGAUGCAGUAGCUGCGGGUCUGGCAACCCAGGAUAUCUAUGUCCAUCUCGACAAUCAUGUCUCAAAAGCAAUGUGGUGCUGCAGCUUAACAGACGGGAACUCUUGGUUCGGCGACACGUACUUUGAUACAGACAAAUGGAUUCGAGGACUAUCUUACAUGGCGGCUCACGGCAAGGCAAACUGGCAAACCUUCAGCAGCAUGGGCCUCCGCAACGAGCUCCGUCCGGCCCUCACCGGGGCCCCAAAUCUACAUCCCUACACCUGGUCCACCUGGAAAACGUACAUGACGGCCGCCGCCUCAGCAAUCUACUCCGCAAACCCAGACGUGCUAAUCUACUUCUCCGGCCUCGAGGCAGACUUCAACAUCGAGCCCGCAGUCGGAGGAUCCACACUCCUUGAUCCAGGAUUUUCCUUUAAUGUAUCUAGCUACGAAUGGGCGCACAAACUCGUGUUCGAGAUGCACGAGUACGAUGAGAACAUUUCGAGUUCUUGUCCUAUUUACGAGGCAAUUUUGGAGAGUUUUGGCGCGGAUGCUACGACAAAGAGUGGUGGUAAUAAGGCCCCGUUGGUCAUCUCAGAGUGGGGUCAUGAUGAGACGGAUGCGAGUAAUGCAUGGCAGAGUGCGUAUAGCCAGUGUUUAACGCAGUUUAUAGUGCAGAAGCAGUUGGGGUGGAUGGUUUGGGUUAUGGCGGGGAGUUAUUAUAUCCGUUCUGGGACGCAGGAUUCCGAUGAGAGUUAUGGACUUUUGGAUCAUACGUGGAGUAAUUAUCGGGGUGUCAAUUCUUCAGCUGCUAUCAAGCAGCUGGUUCGGUCAACAUAUGCUGCUUAUGGGCAAUAGAAAUUACCAGCCCUGAUAUAAUGACUUGCAAAACGAAUCCUUCCACCGGAAGUCUACUCUCG